AUGAAAAUAUUUUCUUCCGUUAUUUGGAUCAAGGCAGUUGCCUUAAUUAGUAUUCUAAUGAUGAAUAUAUGCAGAGCAGAUCUAUCCCUAAGCGAAAUAGAGUCAACUCUGCAAUGUAAAAUUGCAACGGAUUCUUCUCAAGUAGUGGUAAACCCAGAGGGACCUCUCAACUUCCUCAGAGGAUACAUCUACAAGAAAAUGGAGCUCAUGUACAACAAAAGAUUCUUUUCACCAGAAAUUAAUACAUACUAUUCAUUAAAGACAGGACCAGGCAUGUUUGAUGAGGAAAACACCUUUAUAUAUGACAGAGAUAGACAAGUGGACAAAGCAUAUACAGCACUACCAGAGAAUAAAAUGGAUAAAUACGCUGAGCAGUACCAUAAUCAUCUUAUUGACUUGUUUCCAUCACCCACUGGUGACGUAACCCUAGAGACACGAGGAAACCAGUCCCUUGUUCAGUUCCUUCGGGCUAAAGAUACAGAGGAGCACUCUUUAAAAAUUCUGGCCUUGCUGCUGCUUUUCUCAGAGGGAAUGAUCACUACCAUUGAGGUCAACAACAAGAGACUGAAGGUGUAUGAAACAAGCAAAAAAGACAAAGUAUACUUUGAAGUGCCCAUGAUAAUCCCGUGGUUCAAUAAAGAAACAAAUGAAACACAAAGGUUUGAACAAAAGAAGGUUAAGCAAAUAAUAAAAUUCUUCCAGGAGUAUGCAACCAAUCAGGAAGUACUUAGCAUGAUGAAGGAAAAGUGCUCACAAGAGGAGAUUGCUACAGGAAAGUUUCUGGACAGUCCUAAGUUUCUUAUUCAGUCGUACAUAUUUGGGUUCAUAGACACCGCAGAACAUGCAAAAGAGUUUAUUCAGGCAGUGCAUACGAUGGCAAUGAAUUAUGCUCUAGAUACAGAAGCACCAAGCAAGGAUGAUUCAGCAUACGACAGACUUUUUAAGCCCUCUAGCACUGCAAUAGGCAAAGACUGCCUGGCUCUAAUGAAAGAAUCUCAAGAUAUUUUAAACACAUAUCAAGUCUUUCCAUUUGCAAACAGCACACAGGUUCCUGCAUACACAUCUGUUCCUAGCUACAACAGGGAAACCAAAAAGUUUUCUACUAGUCGACUGGAAGAUUACAGCAACUGUGUAGAUUGCGCAAUUCUCUCUCUUUUCUGCUGCCUAACAUACGACCCAUCUGAUUUUAAAUACAAAACUGACCACAUAGGAGACAUCACUGACGAGCUUGAAGAAUUUUUCUCUCUAAAAAAUCAGCCAUUUGACACAACAAAAGUUGAGUUCCAGAAGGAGUGGUGCAAAGUUGUUGCAGACCUAAGUAAGCCUAGCAUUGCAUACUGCAAGGGAAGAAACGAGCUAGACACUGGGAUUUUGAAUAUGCUUAUGGUUAUUAUUGAAAUAGUAAAGGCCCCCAAAGAAGACGAGGAUACAAUACGCUGGACUUCAAACCGCUUAAAGCAACUGGAUGGACAAAUGGAUGCUAAAUUAUGCGAUGAUAUAAAAAAUUAUACAACAGAAGUACUUAUGUUUAUAUCCAGACAAAAGAACAUAAAAAUUGAGUUUUCUGAUCUUAUCUGUAAUAAGUGUGCAGAUGGAAGAUACGAUGUAUUUGGAGAGAUUACUAUUAUAUUUGAGCAUAGCUCUAUUAAGAAUACUAUAGUCUUUGAAACAUAUAAAGAACAUACUAGUUUUGACAUGGAGGAAACUACUAUGGAUUUUGAGGAUAACAGAGUAGAGAAAUUAUAUAAAACAGCAAAAAGCUGCAAAAAUGGGGCUGCAUUCGUUGAAAAUCUGCUAUCUGUUUAUUUAGACUAUGAGAUCCGGAAGAUGGAUACCUCUAAGAAUAACGAUGAGUUUAUGAAAGCAGAGAUACAAAAAACCAUAGACAAUAACUUUGCAGACAUCAAUAGGCUGCUUUUUAUCAAGAAGAUAAAUGAGCUUGAUUAUAAAAGAGACUUGAUUACUUGUUUGAUCGUACACAGCAUGGAUAAAAACCUAUUGCCCGAUCAUCCAGUUGUUCGCUUUACCUCCAACAUAAUAGGAAGCACAGAGCUAGAUAACCAAGACAUUCAAGCGCAGGUGCUUUCCUCAAUUAUUUUUGCUGGCUUGCAUGAUAUAAAUGGCAAUAAUUACAACUACCCAAAUAUAAAACUAUCCGCCAGCAGUUAUAAAAAUGAUAUGGAGUACAUAAGACACCAUUAUCUUGUUAAAUAUGUACUAGAUCCUAAUAUGACUAUUUUCAUGACUUGGAUUAGAUAUUGCAUAGAAAACUUUGGUGUACGUCCCAAUAAUGAUAUUUUUUCAUUUUUAGACUCUACAGUAAUUGAGUCUAUUUUUAAAUAUAUAUUUAGAGAGAGAAAUAUAAAGUAUGUAAAUGCACUUGACGAGGCUAUAGCAAAAGAAUAUCCUGGAAAGAAAGAUGAGGUAUUAAACAGCCUUCACAAUGUAUGGUUUAUGUGUCUGAUUUUACAGGAAAAUAUAGAUCGUGAUAUUGAGUCGAUUAAGACAAGCUUUCAUGCUAUUCGUCAGCUCCCCGAAAGCUUACCUGUUUUUGUGUAUCUUACGAGUAAUGUAAUCUCUAAUAAUUUUAAAAAAAUUUGGCUCCACCUAUGUAGUGAUGAUGAGUGUGUUGCCAAGUUUGACAAGUUUGCAGAGUUAUAUCUACACUUGCCUAGAAAAUGGAGCGAUUCUCAUGUAAGAGGAUAA
Messenger RNA from Nematocida ausubeli, 2706 nucleotides. RefSeq lists its product as uncharacterized. NCBI's taxonomy places the organism in Eukaryota, Fungi, Microsporidia. The record is from RefSeq and is a predicted model, not a curated record. The transcript has a single exon. The coding region runs from base 1 to 2706 and encodes 901 amino acids.